Punctularia strigosozonata HHB-11173 SS5 is the source of this 731-nucleotide messenger RNA. RefSeq lists its product as uncharacterized. The transcript is spliced from 2 exons. The record is from RefSeq and is a predicted model, not a curated record. The coding region runs from base 48 to 488 and encodes 146 amino acids. Lineage: Eukaryota; Fungi; Basidiomycota; Agaricomycetes; Corticiales; Punctulariaceae.
AGGGAGGAACCUAUCCGAAGCGGGGCACGUUGCGCCGCUGGGACGCCAUGCGCACGCCGGCACGAGCGAGCGCAGCAGCGAUGCCAGACCCUGAUGACCGGCCGCACACGGCGCCAGGGUCCUCCUCCUCCGCCACCUCCAACGGGUUUGCCGUCGCUCGCCCCGCGUCGUCGUUAUCGUCGUCGCUUUCCUCCUCCUCCACGCCCAGCGCCGCCGACCUCAAGAGACGCAAGAACCUCGAUUUCGGUGCGGGCGGCGGUAGCAGCCGGAAGCCGUUCCGGCUCCGCGACGGGGAUCGCGGAGAAAGGCCUCGUGCCGGGGAGGGCGUGGGCGUGGGAGAAGGGUCCGAUGGGCCGGAUCUGACCGAAGAGGAAGUCGAGAUCCGGAGCGACGUCGCGGAUCUCGAAGGGGGUCUAGGCGUGGAAGAGGAGGAGGUCGCGCAGGGCGCGAAGGCGAGGUUGGCCGCGUUCCGGUGUGGGCGCUCGUAGGCGCGCGCUUGCGUAAUGGGGAACGAAUCAGAAGCGACUUCGUUAUAAUUACGGCACGUUGUCGAUCCAGAGCGCUCUGACGGUCUCCCCUCUUCCCUUAAUCUGGUAGGUAUGACGACAUGAGACGACAAAGUCUGGAUCUUCUUCUCGCCCCGUCGCGUUUCGCAUCUUAUUUCCCCCAACCGUCUCUCGCUUGGAAUAGUUCAUUCAUCAUUCGUCGGGAAACCAUCAAUGCCAUGUUUU